Molecule: messenger RNA, 3814 nt
Organism: Xenopus laevis (African clawed frog)
Lineage: Eukaryota; Metazoa; Chordata; Amphibia; Anura; Pipidae
Gene: nol11.L
Product: nucleolar protein 11 L homeolog
Exons: 18
Coding region: 315-2471 (718 amino acids)
Biological process (GO): maturation of SSU-rRNA
Cellular component (GO): nucleus; nucleolus
Molecular function (GO): RNA binding
Source: RefSeq, a predicted model, not a curated record
CUGGCUCAGCACUGUUUCCAUUUACACAACUCUGUGUGUAAUCCAUCCUUCAUCCAGUUCUCUAUCAAGGUACAAAUGCACUCAGGUUUAUCAGUGUUUCGGGUCAUUUAAGUGCCGGUUAACGCGAGCCACGGGCCCGUUCUUUUACCUGAAGACUUUCCCUGAGACACCCACCAACUAUCCAGCAGUAGGCGCAGUUACUGCGUCCCAAGACUGUUCAAAUCCGACGUGCUUCUCCUCUUCAGCCAGCAGGGGGCGCAGGAUUCGACAAACUGCUUCCACGUUUGUCUCAUGCUAAUGACGUCAGUGUCAAGAUGGCCGCUCUCAGUGAACACUUCACGUUGUGCGGACUUCUUACCGAGGCCGAUGACGGUAGAACCGAGAUACUUGGAGUGGAACCCGCGGGGGAGCCAGAUAGGGUGUUAGUGACGGACUCUGUACAGGCUGUAACUUUGUAUAAGGUUUCUGAUCAGAAACCACUAGGAGCUUGGGCAGUAAAACAAGGACAAAGUAUCACCUGUCCAGCUGUAUUGAAUCAUGAAUCGGGAGAAUUUGUUGUGGUUCAUGAUGGCAAGGUUUUAAGAAUAUGGAAAGAAGAUAAUGUAAAUUUGGAUACUGCUUUUAAAGCCACGCUCUCGGCUGAUGUCUGUCGAAUUCACACUCUCCCUAACGCUGAUCCGCUUGUGCUGUUUAAAGGAGGAGCCGUUCUCUUCUUAGACUCAUUACUCGCUGACCCCCAGCAGGAAAUUGGAAACAUUCUGUCAGAUGGAGAGAGAAUUGUGUGGUCAGAGAUCUUUGCGGAUGAAGGACAACCUCUCAUAGUCUAUGUUACACAGCAGCUCUCCAGUUAUUUUGUGUAUAUUCACAAUUUCAGCCCAGUUUGUGUUUGUAAAUAUCACCUUAAACCAAAUACAGAAGGUUCCACUAUCCUGGACUGUUCUGGGUCCGUGAAAAGUAAAAUAUUCACUCUUCUAACUUUGUACUCUAGCGGACAAGUUUGCCAGACUCCAUUUCCAGUGUCACCCAUUGAUCAGGAAACGGAAAGGGUUGUUACAGCAUUACCACUGUUGCAACUGUCUGGACCGAUAGAAGUGGGAGCAUUAAAAUUCCUUGAUGAAUCCCAUGUAGCAGUGCUUAUGCAAUCUCCAUCCACACAAAAAGACUGUCUCUCCAUAUGGAACACCACAUUCCAGACAUUGCAGACUGCUUGUAACUUCCCACAGAAGACAAGCGCACAGCUAUGGUGCAGUGACAAUAAACUAUAUGUGCCCCAUGGGAAGGCCCUGGUAGUGGUUCCAUAUAUUUGUGAAGUGUCCUGCUUGGCAUCUGUUCUGGGAAAAAGCAGAAAUAUCGAGACAUCAGAAAAUGUUCCUUUUGUUAAUUGGGGCAAACUUGUAGGAAAGAACCUGGAAGUCAAACAGUCAAAUUCUGGUGCUCGGAAAAAAACCAGGGAUAUAAAAACAAAUGGAAAUCCAGGAAACGGCACAGAAUGCACAUUGUACCCCUUGGAUGUUCAGAAUAUGUCUCAAGCACAGACUGAAGUUCUUGUGCAGCAACUACUCCUGGGCAAAGAAGACACAGAUUUUCAGGUCACUGUUGGCAAAAUAACCCAGAGUUUGGUAAAGCAUUGUAUGGCUGAUCCCAAGUACUACCCACAGAGUUCUCUUGUGCAGCUUGUUCAGACAAAAACACUGUCCUACAGUCUGUGUCCUGAAUUAUUGUCACUCUGUCUGGAGAAGAGGGAUGUGCACCUACUUCAGCUCUGCUUGCAUUCUUUCCCUGAUGUCCCAGAAGCUGUUCUCUGCUCAUGCCUUAAGGCCUUUUUAAGUAUCAGUGAGAAAUGGUUGAAUGCUGCACAAAUUGACACGGAGUCAGUCACCUUAUAUAUUGAUGUGAGAGAUAAGGCCAAAGGACACAAAUAUAUGGAGCACCAAGAAGAACCGACUGUGGUACAGAAUGGCUUUAGCCCAACUGCUCUGGACGAAGACAGCUGUGGUGAACUUAUAGCAGAGAGUUUGCCACAAACCGUUCAAAUGGCAACUUGCCCAAUGAGCAAUAAAAGAGCUGUACUAGUAAACUCCGUUCUGAUGUCUCCUUACAGUGAGAGCUUUCUUCUGCCACAUCUCAAGGAUAUGUCAGGUGACCAAGUGAUGUUUUUUCUCAGGUAUUUGCAGUACUUGUAUCAGAUAUGCAAUGAAAAUAUAACAGUAAGCCUUCCAGGAAAGCAAGUACCCACGGUCAGCCAGAUCAUGGACUGGAUGAACCUGUUAUUGGAUGCACAUUUUGCCACUGUGGUGAUGCUGUCAGAGGCCAAGUCACUGCUUAAUAAAAUUCAAAAGACUGUGAAAAGCCAGCUGAAGUUUUAUUCAGAACUGAACAAGAUCGAGGGCUGUUUAGCAGAGCUGAAAGAACUGAAGUGCCCGGCAAGUGUCUCCGCCAGAUAUUCUAUAGAAGUUCUCAAACUCUACUAAUAACAUGGACAGCUCUGUACAGAUUUGUUUUUAUUUCUUUGUAAGAAACUGAAAUAUAUUUCCUACUAUUUUCGCAUAUCUUUCCAUUUCCAACUACUCUGUUAUUGCUUUCAGUUGCCCUGAUUCGGUGGCCUUCCUGCAGCACACAUGUAAAUGUCACCAUGAACUCCUGUCCGGCUCUUUGUGUCAUGUUCACUUGAUAAAGAGUUAUUUGCUGCACAUGUGUUUUUGUGUUGUACUGGUUGAAGUCAUAGCAAGAAUCCUAGUUAUAAAGCCUUUAUUGGUAUCUCAUGGCUCAGAUCUCUGACAACAAAUACGUCUCAGGGCCAAACACACCUUUUUUCAAGUUACUCAUAUACACAUAGUCAUGCAACUUUAUACGUUUACAGCUCCACCUACAGGCAUAUCCAAAACCAGUUCGAAAUGAAAAAAAAAAAGAAAUAAAAUUAGAUACAAUAUUACUUUUCAACAAAAUAUCCUUAUGUUUUUAUCUUUCGCUUGUUACAUUUGUCCAAAUAUAAUCUUUAAUUCCGUAACAGAAAUCAUAUUCCCAAUUAAGAGCAUAGGGAUCCCAUCCCUUAGCAGUCCCCGAUGUUUACGGAUGAUUUUAGAAACUUCAUGGCUAACCGUGCUGUAUUUAUAUGCAAAACGUAUUCACUUCAAAUCGUUUCCUGGACUGAGAAGAGAACUCAACACCGAAACCCUCAAUGACUGACUUUUGUUGUUUUAGGAGGGUCACCGUGUACCCCCUCUAUAAAAUAUUUUCAUUUCAUCUAGCCAUUUAGUUAGUACCAUCACAACUGACACAAUCCUCUUUACCCGGACAAAUUGGUAUUUGGGUAGUGAUUUCCUUGUGUGAACCGAAGCAAUGUUUUCUUAUCAGUUGAUUUUAAAAGAUCGGUAAUUAGCCCUCCAUCCCUUUUAAUCACAAAGGUAUCCAAAUAGCAAACAGUAUCGAUAUAGCGGAACCAUAUUGUAUAAUAUUGUUGAAACCACUUGUUUGAGUGUAGAAAUUUAAGCUCAAAAUAGUUCAUGAAAAUAUUCGCAUAGGAUGGGGCCACAGUGGACCCCAUCGCUAUACCUCUUAUCUGCAUAUAAAAAUGUUCUUGAAGCAUGAAAUAAUUAUUAUAAAGGACUAAUUCCAAGCAUUGCAGCACAAAACCCUUAUGUGAACCAAACAUAGUGGUAUCGCAUGCAAGUUUGACGCAGACGGCCUCCACACCCCCAUUAUGUGUAAUGGAGGUAUAGAAGCUCUCCAUGUCAAGUUUGAUCAGAAUUGCAUGCUAUUGAACAUUUCUAAACUCUCUUAAUUUCAAUAAAAAAAAACAUUUGUAUCUUUUAAA